Molecule: messenger RNA, 483 nt
Organism: Cadophora gregata
Lineage: Eukaryota; Fungi; Ascomycota; Leotiomycetes; Helotiales; Ploettnerulaceae
Gene: MOCS2
Product: Molybdopterin synthase catalytic subunit
Exons: 2
Coding region: 1-483 (160 amino acids)
Biological process (GO): Mo-molybdopterin cofactor biosynthetic process
Cellular component (GO): cytosol
Molecular function (GO): molybdopterin synthase activity
Source: RefSeq, a predicted model, not a curated record
AUGGUUAAUGAGCUGGAAGAAAACGGGUGCUAUGUGGCUCUGACAGAUGAUUCCCUGGAUGCAAAGUCUAUGAUGGACCGAGUGCGGAGUCCCAAGGCCGGGGCUAUUGUCCUCUUUGCUGGUACCACCCGUGAUAAUUUUGGUGGGAAACCUGUAAAAGAGCUUCAGUAUACCUCUUACGAGCCACGUGCUCUUCAGACAAUGCUCAAAAUAUGCCACAAAGUCAAAGAGAAGCAUUCUUUAAUAUCAAUCGCAAUGAUACACCGGUUAGGUGUUGUACCUAUCGGAGAAGAAAGCAUUCUGAUUGCAGUCUCAUCUCCUCAUCGUCAAGCUGCUUGGAGAGCCGGCGAGGAAGCAUUAGAGGAGUGUAAAGAAAGCGUUGAGGUGUGGAAAAAAGAGGAGUUUGGAGGCAGAGAAGGCGGGGUAUGGAGAGCAAAUAGGGACGGAGCUGCUGGAAUCAGGGUAGAUGGAGAAGGCAAAUGA